CUUGCCAUGUUCCGCAGGCUGGGCUGGCUGGUCCUAUACAGCCUUGCUGCACUGCUGCUCAGCUGCCUGCUCUUCUUGAAGAGGGAGGCCAAGCCCGCAGGGGACCCCACAGCCCGCCAGCCCUUCUGGGCUCCCCCCGGGCCCCGCCACAGCCAGUGUCCACCCAACUACACAGCGGCCGACGCCUCCCUGUCCCUGCCUGCCCGUCACCGCCUCUUUCUGACAUACCGCCACUGCCGAAACUUCUCCAUCUUGCUGGAGCCUUCAGGCUGUCCCAAGGACACCUUCCUGCUCCUGGCCAUCAAGUCACAGCCUGGACACGUGGAGCGGCGAGCAGCCAUCCGCAGCACCUGGGGCCGGGCUGGAGGCUGGGCUAGGGGCCGGCAGCUGAAGCUGGUGUUCCUCCUGGGGGUGGCGGGAGCCACGCCGCCAGCCCAGCUGCUGGCCUAUGAGAGUGCGGAGUUUGAUGACAUCCUCCAGUGGGACUUUGCCGAGGACUUCUUCAACCUGACGCUCAAGGAGCUGCACCUGCAGCGCUGGGUGGUGGCGGCCUGCCCCCAGGCCCACUUCAUGUUAAAGGGAGAUGACGACGUCUUUAUCCAUGUCCCCAAUGUGCUGGAGUUCCUGGACGGCUGGGACCCAGCCCAGGACCUCCUGGCGGGAGAGGUCAUCCACCAGGCCCUGCCUAGCAGGAACACCAAGGUCAAGUACUUCAUCCCGCCCUCCAUGUACAGAGCCCGCCACUACCCACCCUAUGCUGGGGGUGGAGGAUAUGUCAUGUCCAGAGCCACCGUGCGGCACCUCCAGGCGGCCAUGGAAGAGGCCGAACUCUUCCCCAUCGAUGACGUCUUUGUGGGCAUGUGCCUGAGGAAGCUGGGGCUGAGCCCCACGCACCACACUGGCUUCAAGACAUUUGGAAUCCGGCGGCCCCUGGACCCCUUGGACCCCUGCCUGUACAGAGGGCUCCUGCUGGUGCACCGCCUCAGCCCUCUGGAGAUGUGGACCAUGUGGGCGCUGGUGACGGAUGAGGGGCUCAAGUGCGCAGCUGCCCCCAGAUCCCAGCUCUGAGCCUCUCGAGAGUGGACUGACUCAUGUUGAUUUCCUGCCAUGAGAAAUUGCUCCUUGCUGGUCUACAGGAAAUGCUGACUUUGUUUCUGUAACCCCUCCCAUCUUGUUAGCGCUGAUUAAAA
Messenger RNA from Carlito syrichta (Philippine tarsier), 1190 nucleotides. It is a transcript of the gene B3GNT4, whose product is annotated as UDP-GlcNAc:betaGal beta-1,3-N-acetylglucosaminyltransferase 4. The transcript has a single exon. Bases 7 to 1068 code for a protein of 353 amino acids. Gene Ontology annotation, cellular component: membrane. Gene Ontology annotation, molecular function: hexosyltransferase activity. NCBI's taxonomy places the organism in Eukaryota, Metazoa, Chordata, Mammalia, Primates, Tarsiidae. The record is from RefSeq and is a predicted model, not a curated record.